Messenger RNA from Emiliania huxleyi CCMP1516, 204 nucleotides. RefSeq lists its product as hypothetical. The transcript has a single exon. The annotation marks the transcript as partial. Lineage: Eukaryota; Haptophyta; Isochrysidales; Noelaerhabdaceae. The record is from RefSeq and is a predicted model, not a curated record.
GUCGCGAGCCCCUCUACCCCGCUUGGCCACCCGCUCGAGCUGCUCUCGGCGCAAGCCUUCCACGGCGGCUCCUUCCGCGUCGGCGUCAAGCCCGCCGCCCUCGGCCGCCUCUUUGCCAUCACGGGCUUUCUCUUCCCGUCUGACCCGCGCCCAACCUCGGCUGGCCAGCUGCAGCGGGGGAGCAGCGCCGAGUCGGUGGCGUGA